AUGUUCCUUGUCAUUGUUGCCAGUAACAGUGAUGUCGUCCAGUUAGGAUAUGAUGAAGAAAAGGAUGAUUAUGUUUUCUACGGUGAAUACAGUGAGAGCCAAACUGUCAAUGCAUCACCUACGCCAAAAACACUUACCACGGCGGAAAUAGAAAAGAAAAAUCAACUGAGACAUCAUGUCAUCAAUGAGAUCUUAGAAAGAGAGCAAGACUACGUUAAGAACUUAAAGGACAUCUAUGAGGGAUACUACAAGCAAUGCAGGAAAAAACCUGAAAUGUUCUCAGAGGAGAGGCUGUACACUCUCUUUUCGAACAUUGGGGAAAUUUAUAAAUUCCAGCGGAAAUUUCUUAAAGUUCUGGAGAAGAUGUACAACACAUCACACCCAUACCUGAGUGAGUUUGGCAUCUGCUUCCUCAACUAUCAUCAGCAUUUCCUGAUCUACUCUGAAUACUGCAACAACCAGUCCAGUGCUGUAGUCGAGCUCUCAAAACUCAGAAAAUUACAAGACUAUGCCUUAUUUUUCGAGGCCUGCCGACUACGCCAGCACAUGUCAAACCUCCCUCUGGAUGCCUAUCUUUUGACGCCAGUGCAGAAGAUCUGCAAAUAUCCACUGCAGCUGACAGAACUUCAGAAGGCCACCGUACCCACACACAGGGAUGCCAAAAACGUGGAAGCUGCUACAAUUGCCAUGAAGAAUAUUGCCAACGUGAUUAACGAGCACAAAAGACGAGUCGAAAACCUUGACAAAAUUCCAAGAUGGCAAAGUAAAACUUUAAAUUGGAAGGGAGAAGAUCUUUUGGAACGUAGUACAGAACUUAUUCAAAGUGGUGACUUAAUUGUGAUCAUGAAACCACGAGGCAAGAGCAAGGAAAUGGUGGUUUUCCUCUUCGACCAUCAAGCAGUCCUAUGUAAGAAGGAUCUACUACGUCGUGACGUUUUAUACUAUAAGAACAGAAUAGACAUGGACACCAUGCUAGUGGUAGACAUAAAAGAUGGCAAAGACUGGGAAUUUGACGUCAAGGUCAAGAAUGCUUUCAAACUUCAAAACAAGCUUGUCGAUGAUGAAGUCCACCUGCUAUGUGCAAGGAAGCAGUCGGACAAACUGUUGUGGCUUCAUGCUUUUGAGGACGAAAGAAAAUUAGUUAGAAAUGAUGAAGACUCAGCAAGAACGGGUACUUGUUAUGCAGAUCGUGAAUGUGAGCAACUACCAAUAAAGAAACAUGCAUCAUGUCCCUACAGACCACCAAAUCAGACAGUAUUGGACCAGAUUUCUUCCUCCAGUUCCUCUUCAAGCACAAACACCGGAGAAUCAGUGACGUCGGGAGACCUGGAAACUGAAUCAGAUGAAAUCUCAUCACGCAGCUUUUCAAUAACAUGA
Mobula hypostoma (lesser devil ray) is the source of this 1377-nucleotide messenger RNA. RefSeq names its product rho guanine nucleotide exchange factor 4-like. Gene Ontology annotation, molecular function: guanyl-nucleotide exchange factor activity. Gene Ontology annotation, biological process: intracellular signal transduction. Bases 1 to 1377 code for a protein of 458 amino acids. Lineage: Eukaryota; Metazoa; Chordata; Chondrichthyes; Myliobatiformes; Myliobatidae. The record is from RefSeq and is a predicted model, not a curated record. The transcript is spliced from 8 exons.